UGGUGGCACGGCCAGCUCUGGAGCUAAUGGGCAUUAAAACAAAAACAAAACACACACAAAAAACAUAUAUCAAAUUUGACGUUUUAUUCAAAUCCGCAUCAAUGUUUUUGUAGCCUGUCUGCAAAAAAAAAAGAAGCCAUGAAUGAAGGCACCCGGGAGUCCACGAGAUGCUGUCACUGAGCUAAGGAAGCACUCGCAGCGUGAAAAUGUCGUUUUUUAGGCGGAAAGCCAAAGGAAAGGAACCAGAGAAAGCGGUCGAUCCGAAAGCAGGCCGAGCAAUCUCUGGAGUGUUACCCAACUCCCCCGCGAGGAAUCACCAUGCCAUCCUGGAGGCGGCCGGCCCGAGCCACGUGGCCAUCAGCGCCAUCUCGGCUAACAUGGACUCGUUCGCGCGUGGCCGCACGGCCAUCCUCAAAAAGCAGCCCAGCCACAUGGAGGCAGCUCACUUCGGAGACCUGGGUUACUCCAGCGUGAACUAUCAGACCCAGGAGACACGUUCACGCCUCUCCAAGACCGUGGAGCAGGUGCUUCGUGACCCCGUGGCGCUACCAUACUAUCUGCACUUCAUGGUGACGCGCUCGGCCGAGCACCUGGCGCGCUUUUGCCUGGAGGCGGAGAGUUUCCGGUCCACCAGCUGGUCCCGUGUGCGCGCGCACAGCCUCAACUCGGUGAAGCACAGCUCCCUGGCUGAGACCGCCUUGGCGCUGGGCUUCUCGACAUCUCCGGACUCGCCGCCAGCUCUCAACGAGUCACCUGACUUAGAUGAAGGGGAAUACGAGGACACUUUUACCUCUCAGACGCCUUCCAGCCCGCAGGACGCUAAUUCUUAUUUCAGAGCGGGACGCCGAGACUCCGUUAAUCACGAGGAAGGGUUGAGGCUGAGUCGACGCCCUUCUACUUCCUCGUCAUCCUCCAGGACGGGAACUCCGAUCAAAGGCCAGGCUGUGAAUGCACUCCGCGAGCUGUCCGACAAGCUCAUGAAGAGUAUAGAGCGGGACGCAGUCAACAUUUUCACCAAAUACGUGUCUCCAGAUGCUUCUAGGCCUAUCCCGAUCACCGAGCAGAUACGAAACGACAUUGUUGCUAAAAUCUGCGGAGAGGAUGGUCAGGUGGACCCAAACUGCUUUGUUAAUGCACAGUCAGUAGUGUUCACGAUAAUGGAGCAGCAGCACUUUAGUGAGUUCUUGCGGAGCCAUUAUUUUUGCAAGUACCAGAUCGAGGUGCUGACCAGCGGUUCUGUGUUCUUGGCAGACAUCUUGUUCUGCGAGUCCGCCCUGUUCUACUUCUCCGAGUACAUGGAAAAGGAGGAGGCAGUGAACAUCCUGCAGUUCUGGCUGGUGGCGGAUAACUUCCAGGUUCAGCUGGCUGCUAAAAAAGGACAAUACGAUGGACAGGAGGCACAGAAUGACGCCAUGAUCCUUUAUGACAAGUAUUUUUCACUCCAAGCCACAAAUCCGUUGGGUUUUGGCGACUCGGUUCGGAUGGAGAUCGAGUCGAAUAUCUGUCGGGAGGGCGGCCCUCUGCCCGACUGCUUCACCACUCCACUACGUCAGGCCUGGACCACCAUGGAGAAGGUCUACUUGCCAGGCUUCCUAUCCAGUGACCUGUACUACAAAUACUUGAGCGACCUCAUCAAUUCCGUACGGGCGGACGAGUUCAUCGUGGGAAACUCUGCGGCAUCGGGUCACAGCGUGGCCGCGGACAACGAACGCAGCUCCGCCAACUCGGACGGGUCGCAGACCCAGCAGGGCUCCAAAAAAGCGGCGGUGAAAAUCCUGAAGAACUUUGACGAGGCGAUAACCGUGGACAUUGCCAGUCUGGACCCCGAGUCUCUGUAUCAGAGACCGUACGCUGGAAGAAUGACCUUCGGCAAAGUCAACGAGCUGGGCCAGUUUAUUCGGGAAGCCGAGCCAGAACCGGACGUCAAGAAAUCAAAGGGUUCAAUGUUUUCCCAAGCAAUGAAGAAAUGGGUGCAAGGAGAAACAGACGAGGCUCAGGAGGAAAUGGCCUGGAAGAUCGCCAAGAUGAUAGUCAAUGACGUCAUGCAGCAGGGGCAGCAGGAGAGUCCGUUACCAACAUCCAGUCAGGUACAAUAAGGGUUGCACUGAGUUCUUUGUACAGCAGGGAUUCAUCGGAUAAUUUUAUAUGUAUGGCGAAACCUCUUCACGUGGUCAAAUUUGGCCACUCAAUAAUAAGUGAGUUUACACAAAUGAACCGGUUCAAAAGUUUACACACGCUUGAAUCUUAAUACCGCGUGCUGUUUCUUGGACGACCGACGACCGUUUUUUACGUUCCGUGAUAGUUGUUCCCAGUCCCACUGUUCUUCAGAAAAGUCCCUGCGCAUUCUUUGGUUUUCCAGCAUCUUCUGCAUAUUUGCCCCCCUUUUCCAACAGAUUUUGAGAUCUGACUUUUCACACUGAGGACAACUGACAGACACAACUAUUACAAAAGGUGCAAACAUUCACUGAUGCUCAAGAAGGCACCACGAUACAGUAAGAGCCAGGGGUGGGGUGUAAACUUUUGAACUGGAUGAUCAGUGUAAAUUGUUAUUUUGUUUUUGUUGUUUUUUUUUUUUUCCUUUAGUACUGCCUUCCAGAAGCGACAUAAGAUAUUUACAUGUUUCCCAGAAGGCAAAACUAAACAAUCACUUAACCAUGAAUCUGUGCUGUCUUUUAGCUAUGACUUUGUGCGCUGAUGAAGAGGGAAGACUCGCUUCUGCUCUCAGCAUCCCCGCUGCUGCCGUCAGAGCCACAAAUCUGGAGAAAAAAAACUGCACACAGCGGUUCCCCAACGCCGAGUUAUGUAAUAAUUAAGCUAAAACUAAAAAGUGCUGCAGUUCCACAACCUUCUCUGAAGUUGUGUGUGUGUGUGUGUGAGAGAGAGAGAGUGUGUGUGUCAGGAAGACGUGUAUGUACACUUGGGGUCAUGUGACCAACAUUUCAAGCAUUAUGAAGGUUUUAUUUUAACCUAAAAAGAGGAGCCCCCCCCCCGCAAAAAAAAAGCAAGCAUGAAUGGAACCAGUUGUACGAGAGAGACGGACUUCCAGAACAAAAUCCCAAAUGGACAAUAGGGACAAUGAGAUGAAGACGGAGACAAAACGAGUUGUGCUGUUAACCAUGCCAAGCGCAUAAAAACCUGAACAAAGUCACUAUAAAGCCCGGGUUACUCCACUCCCUUACCAUUUCUUAUCUUCCCUUAUAAGCUUCUUUCCUCCAUUUUUACGAGGACGGUCACAAAGAGCCGUGUCUCUUUCAUUCUUUUAAAAAAAAAAAUUAUAGUUCAAAGAGUUCCCUGUGGUGGCUAUGUACAGUUUUAUUUGCAGGCGUGUACGCAUCGCUGCGCCGUUAAAUCGGACGACGACAGCAGGAUUUUAUCACCGAGUUUCCGAGAAGCUGAACGGACCAAUACGUUGUUAAAGUUUAAAUUGAUUUAAACUGACGGUUUAAGCUGCGGUUUAAACUCCUCCCCUCCACGUCGACUCCAGAAUCGGCUCUUUCUCUGUAGUCUUACUCCAACGUGGACAAGUACUAGUGUAAUGUUAAACCCCACCCACAUCUCCAGUCUAUGAUGAUGUAGAUUUCUGGUUUCGAUUAAUGUAACUUUUUUUUUUAUGGUGAGUGUCUGUUUGUUUUUCUUUCUUUUCUUUCUUUCGGUUUUUUUUUUUUUUUUUUUUUUUUUUUUUAACGAGUUGUCAAAUGUGUGUGUCUAAGCGAAUUCCAGUGAUGCCUGUUCUUUGGGAAUAGCGUACUCUGAACACGCGACGAUACUGCUUCGGACCUCGUCGAGAUGUGGAGAAGAACCAGAAACAGAUGGACUUUUGGUACUAUGUACCAUUAUUAUGUUUUCUGACAUGUAUGUGUAAUCUAUAAUAUAUUUAAAUUGUGUUUGAUUUAAAUACAUAUAUUAUUGAAACGUCGCUGUAUUCUUUUAUUGGUAAAUCAGGUACUUUAUUCGGAACACCCGUACCCUUGUACAUUCAUGCAGAUAUCCAGUCAGCCAAUCAUGUGGCGGCAGUGCACUGCAUGAGAUCAUGCAGAUACACAUCAAGAGCUUCAGUUAAUGUUCACAUCGAGUAUCAUGUCAGUGACUUGGACAAUUGAAGAUUGGCGGGCCUUGGAUGACAGGAGUGGAACCCAUUCGGCUCAAGAGUUGACAUGUGCUCUUUGAGACGCUUUUCUGCUCACCACGGUCGUAAACGGUGGUUAUUCAGUCCCUCGAGGAUUUUGCGGUCGCAGAAAUUAAUGCAAGAUCAAAGAAUUUUUCUCUAAAUUACCAUAGAUUUGGGCCAAGAUGCAUCGUGUGAUGUCAUCACAGUGCUCCAUGUGACGUCGGCUCGACGUGUGUUCAACCAAAGAUCCCUUCAAUUCAUGUGCGUCAAACAUGAGUACAUCUAAAAGGUCUCGUUUACCAACAAUCGUCACUGCAAAAGAUUUCGUGCAGUCGCAAUUUUGCCAAUUCAAGCUAAUUUUGAAAAAACAGUCGCAGCAAAAUCGAGCAUUUUUGGAAAUCCUGUAUGCACUGGUUAUUUGAGUUACCUUUGCCUUCCUGUCAGCUUGAACCAGUCCAUCCAUUCCCCUCUGACCUCCCUCAUCGACAAGGCGUUUCCACCCACAAAACUGCGACUUG
Messenger RNA from Ictalurus furcatus (blue catfish), 4626 nucleotides. It is a transcript of the gene akap10, whose product is annotated as A kinase (PRKA) anchor protein 10. NCBI's taxonomy places the organism in Eukaryota, Metazoa, Chordata, Actinopteri, Siluriformes, Ictaluridae. Gene Ontology annotation, cellular component: plasma membrane. The record is from RefSeq and is a predicted model, not a curated record. Gene Ontology annotation, molecular function: protein kinase A binding. Bases 207 to 2096 code for a protein of 629 amino acids. Gene Ontology annotation, biological process: intracellular protein localization. The transcript is spliced from 14 exons.